Pneumocystis carinii B80 is the source of this 1257-nucleotide messenger RNA. RefSeq lists its product as hypothetical. The record is from RefSeq and is a predicted model, not a curated record. The coding region runs from base 1 to 1257 and encodes 418 amino acids. Gene Ontology annotation, cellular component: GPI-anchor transamidase complex; membrane. Gene Ontology annotation, biological process: protein localization to cell surface; attachment of GPI anchor to protein. The transcript has 9 exons. NCBI's taxonomy places the organism in Eukaryota, Fungi, Ascomycota, Pneumocystomycetes, Pneumocystales, Pneumocystaceae.
AUGAAUUCCUUUGAAUUCAGGAAAAAAAUACAUUCUAAAUAUAUUAUUACUUUAAUAUUUAGCCUAGGCUUUUUUAUUCGAAUUAUUUUACUAAGAAAUAAAAAUCUUGUAUCUUUAUUAAGCAAUCGUGUUGAAAUAGCUACUGCAGUAACAAGUUAUAAACGACUUAAAGAAGGUCUUUUUCUUUAUGAACAUGGAAUUUCUCCAUAUAGUGGAGGUUUAUUUCAUCAAGCACCUUUAUUACUUGUAUUAUUUUCAAUAAUUAAACUUAUUUCUAAUUCAGAAACACUUGUCUCAUUGCUUUUUGCACUUACAGACAUAUUUUCUGCAUGGUCUCUUUUGGAUUUAUCAGACUCUAUGUUUUCCAAAAAUUCUUCUUCAAAUCUUUGGAAAAAGUAUAUUUCUGUUUCCUUAUUCCUUUUUAAUCCUUAUUCUAUUAUUUCUUGUGUCGGAAUGUCAACUGCUAUUUUUACGAAUUGUUUUAUAUUAACUAGCCUUUCUUAUGUACAACGCAGAAAAUCUAUACAAUCUAUUUUUUUUUUGGCUUUAGCAACUUAUUUAAGUUUCUAUCCUGUGGUUUUAUUUCCACCAUUAAUACUUAUACUUCAAAAAAAUGAUCUUAAAAAAAAAGACUCUAUUUCCAAAAAUAUUAUACUAUUUCUUAUAGAAUUAUCAUUAUUAUUGUUAUUGAGUUUUAUUAUAACUAAUUCAUGGGAUUUCUUAUCUGCAACAUAUGGGGCCAUAUUAUUUGUAUCUGAUCUCACACCUAAUAUUGGACUUUGGUGGUAUUUUUUUACAGAAAUAUUCGAUUCAUUUAGACUGUUUUUUAUUUUUGUUUUUCAAUUGCACAUAUUCGUUUAUAUAAUACCGCUAUGCAUACGAUUAAGAAAAUAUCCUUUUUUUAUAAUUAUCAUAUUGUGUGGAUUAAUGUCUAUUCUUAAAUCAUAUCCAUCAAUUGCAGAUGUAGUGUUAUUUAUGUCAUUAUUUCCGUUUCUUCACUCAAUUUAUUCAUAUAUGCGUCAUAUUUUUGUAACAACAAUUUGUUUUCUUUAUUGUACUUUUCUUGGACCUGCCUUUUAUUAUCUUUGGACAUAUAUCGGCUCUGGAAAUGCAAACUUUUUUUAUAGCAUCACACUCGUUUGGAAUUUCAAUUUAAGCAUUAUUAUAACUGAUAUAGUCUUUGCAAUAUUAAAAAUGGAAAUGGAAAUAGAAAGGCCUGACAUGAAAGGAAUUGACGUUAUUCAAGUAAAUUAUUAA